This is a messenger RNA of Nilaparvata lugens (brown planthopper), 699 nucleotides long. RefSeq lists its product as uncharacterized. The coding region runs from base 1 to 699 and encodes 232 amino acids. NCBI's taxonomy places the organism in Eukaryota, Metazoa, Arthropoda, Insecta, Hemiptera, Delphacidae. The record is from RefSeq and is a predicted model, not a curated record. The transcript has a single exon.
AUGCCGGACACCUUCAGUGGCUGUGCACAAGUGAAAGCUGUACACGCUUCUGCUUUACUGGGCACCGCUAUCGUUGCCGUUGUUGAUCAAUACAACCGAUCACAAUUACUACGUGCUGUAUUGGAUUGUGGCUCCAUGAGAUCGAUUAUCACUACCCGAGCUGCCCAGCAACUUGGUAUCACCAUCAUGCCCGCACGCAUUCAGAUUAAUGGUAUCUCUGAACAAGCGACCGCUGUAAAAGGUACCACUCAUUUGACACUGCUAUCUCGACCGCAGUUUAACACCUUUCUCCAAACUGAAGCCCUUGUCUUAGAGCAAAUAGCUGGUGACCUACCCGCUUUUCCAAUCAGCAGUGAGCUCAAAACCUCACUUUCACAUUUGGAUCUCGCUGACCCUGGUUUUGACCAACCCAAUAGGAUAGACCUCUUGAUCGGAGCUGACAUUUAUCCUAAUGUAUUUGUUUCUUCCGCCAAUGCUAUUAUACCAGGAAAUCCCACUGCCUUCGCCACUAUAUUUGGCUAUGUUCUGAGUGGAAAGCUAAAUAUUGAGGACUCGCCUGCUCCGCUUCAUCAGAUGCAACUUAUCUGCACCAUGUUUGCCCGCGAAGAACCGCUUGCUGAGGUCAUGAACAAGUUUUGGGAGACUGAAGAUGUCCAAAUAAAUGCGAAAUUCUUAUCAAUGAUGAAGGCAGAUAUGUAG